AUGUCCUCACGAUUCUCCCGCCCCGACGACCGCGCCGACCUCUUCAGCACAUACAACCGCAGCGCCUCGCCCUCAAAAACAAAGCACAAGCCGCGGCCCGGCGCUGCCUCAAGCCCCUACACCUCGUACGGCUACACAGCGCCCAGUUCACCCGCUUAUCCUGGAUCCGGUAGUGCAGCGAGUUUAUACCCUGGUGGCAGUGGGAGUGGGUAUGGCGUCGGAGGGGGCGAAUUUGACAGGAGGAGGAGUUACGAUGACCGCGGAGGAGAAGGGGGUGCAUAUGAUGGGGGGCAAGGAGCGACGUUUAGGUCGGCGACACCCAAUUCGAGGGGCCAGUACUCGGCGGCUGUGUUGGAUGAGUUGGAGAGUCAGAACGAUGAGCAUGUUGGUGUUUUGACGGGUAAGGUUCGGAUGUUGAAGGAUCUAACACACCUCAUCGGCGACGAAAUCCGCACUUCGACUACGCUAGCGGAGAAGAUGAACGACCAGUUUGAGAACUCGAGAUAUAAGAUCAAGGGCACUAUGAAUCGGAUGCUCGUUAUGGCGCAGAAGACGGGCGUUGGGUGGAAGGUUUGGGUGGGGUUUUUUGCUGCGGUUAUACUGCUGUUUUGGUGGGUUUGGUUGGGGUAG
Pyrenophora tritici-repentis Pt-1C-BFP is the source of this 630-nucleotide messenger RNA. RefSeq lists its product as uncharacterized. Lineage: Eukaryota; Fungi; Ascomycota; Dothideomycetes; Pleosporales; Pleosporaceae. The record is from RefSeq and is a predicted model, not a curated record.